Marchantia polymorpha subsp. ruderalis is the source of this 516-nucleotide messenger RNA. The record is from the annotation of a GenBank genome assembly. Lineage: Eukaryota; Viridiplantae; Streptophyta; Marchantiopsida; Marchantiales; Marchantiaceae.
AUGAAUCCAGUGACGUUGAAUGACUCGAAAGCUCGCGGAGCUACUUCUUCUAACUCGGGGCUGGAUCAAGUUGCAGAGUGUGGAGGAAGGGUCGCUGAAGCCAGAGGAGGAACGGAAGCUGGAAGGGUGGAUGGAGAUGCAGGGAUUAGGGGAGCUGGAGGAGGUGUUGAAGGUGCUGAAGGUGCUGAAGGUGGAGGGCUUGCUAAAGAUGCAGGGGGUGGAGGAAGGGUUGCUGAAGACGGAGGAGGACCUGCAGGUGGAGGGCUUGCUAAAGAUGCAGGGGGUGGAGGAAGGGUUGCUGCAGACGGAGGAGGACCUGAAGCAGGAGGGGUGGGUGGAGACGGUUGGGGUGGUGAAGCUGGAGGAGGUGUCGCUGACGAUGGAGGUGGUGUCGAGGGUGGAGGGAUUUCAGUCGUACUUGUAGCAGGAGGCGGUGGUGCAGUGAUGAUUGUAGCAGGGGGUGGCGGGGCCGUUUUAGGAUUAACAACGCUGCACUUAAGCCUGAUCUCGCCCUGA